AGUUUUUGAAAACAGCAGUGGACAGUGACGUCAGCAGGGGGCAGUGACGUCACUUAAACGGAAGUGACGUGUGCGGUAGAAGCAGCAGCUGCUGUGUGCGGACACGUGGAGACAGUCGAUGGAGAACUACAGGAAGGCUCGGGUGGUGGAGGAGCCGUUUGUUUGCCCGUUCCCCGGUCUCGCCCCUGACACGCCGGAGGUCCGCGUCAAAGACGGCAGCAAGAUCCGCAACCUGCUGCGUUACGCCCUGAGCCGCAUGGAGGCCAAUGCCCGAGCAGCUGAGGCCGAGGGCCGGCCCACACCUGAGGAAGGAGGCGUGGCCACGGAGGGACGACAGGAAGUGCCGGGCCGGCCGCUCUGCAAACACAUCGUCUUCACGGCGACCGGUAAGGGCGUGUCGAAAGCCAUCACGUGCACCGAGAUCGUGAAGCGGCGCGUGAAGGGUCUCCAUCAGCUCACCAGGUUGCUGUACAGCACCGUGGUGGAGGUGUGGGAGCCGCUGGAGCCCGACGCCGGCCUCGACAGCCUAACGGUCAACAGGAACCUGCCCGCCAUCUGGGUCCUCCUCUCCAGAGAGCCGCUGGACUGCAGCCAGCCCGGAUACCAGGCGCCGGGCCGCUAUGACGCCCUGUGGGCUCAGUCUGCUAACAGGGAGGAGGGUGGAGGGCUGACUGGACAGAGACCAGGACACAAGAGGAAGAAAGGAGGUGGAGGAGGUGGAGGCGGCAGAGGGAGGGGACCCGGCCGUCAGCCUGGCCGGUCCAGAGAGCCAGUGAAAGGACAGAGCUGAUGCUUUCCCAUCAGUUUGUUUCCUCUUUUCAUUUCUGUAAAAACUGGAGAGACUUGAAACUUUGAGAGACGUGAAGUUGACACGUUGUAAAAACAGGUUUGUGCCUCAAAGCUUAAAGUGUGAAAGUGAAUUAAAGACUUUUUAUUUUGA
Molecule: messenger RNA, 940 nt
Organism: Larimichthys crocea (large yellow croaker)
Lineage: Eukaryota; Metazoa; Chordata; Actinopteri; Sciaenidae
Gene: rpp25l
Product: ribonuclease P/MRP 25 subunit-like
Exons: 2
Coding region: 119-790 (223 amino acids)
Biological process (GO): tRNA 5'-leader removal
Cellular component (GO): ribonuclease MRP complex
Molecular function (GO): RNA binding
Source: RefSeq, a predicted model, not a curated record